Molecule: messenger RNA, 2118 nt
Organism: Styela clava
Lineage: Eukaryota; Metazoa; Chordata; Ascidiacea; Stolidobranchia; Styelidae
Cellular component (GO): nucleus
Molecular function (GO): DNA binding
Source: RefSeq, a predicted model, not a curated record
ACUUCAGCGAGCUCUGGAAGCAAUUAAAAGGGGAGAAUCGCAAAGAAACGUUGCAGCACAGUUCAAUAUACCUAGGAGUACUUUGAAGAAUAAGUUGAAACUGAGGCACAUGAAAAAAUUUGGUGGGCAAACAGUUUUAUUUGCAGAAACUGAGAAAAUUCUAGUGGAGCACUGCAUAGCCGUAAGCAGUUUUGGUUUUCCGAUAGCACAGGAAGAUUUGAGAAGCAUAGUUAAAGCUUAUCUUGAUGCAAAAGGAGUGACUGUCAGUAAAUUUCACAGCAAUUAUCCUGGAGUUGAAUGGGUGAAAGCAUUCUUAAAAAGGCACUCAGAACUAACGGUGCGAUUCGCAACGAAUAUAAAAAAGAAAAGGGCAGGGGUAUCGAGUGAGACUAUUGAAAAAUAUUUUGAAAACAUCGAAGAAGAGUUGGAUGAUGUGCCCCCGGAAAAUAUUUGGAAUUAUGAUGAAACAAACUUAACUGAUGACCCAGGGCAAAAGAAGAUAAUAUGCAAGCGCGGCUGCAAAUACCCAGAAAGAAUCCUGAAUUCGACAAAAUCUGCAAUAAGUUUGAUGUUCUGUGGGAAUGCAGCAGGAGCAGUGAUGCCACCGUAUGUAGUGUACAAAGCCGAGAAUCUGUGGAGCACUUGGGUUGAAGGAGGACCACCAGGGACACUAUACAACAGAUCAAGAUCAGGCUGGUUUGAUGGAUUUAGUUUUCAAGAUUGGUUUAAUCGAAUGGUGCUGCCUAGGCUGAAGCGUCAAAAUGGGAAAAAAGUUCUCAUUGGGGAUAAUUUAUCCUCCCAUAUCAGUCCAGAUGUUCUGAAAUCAUGUCUUGAUCACAAUAUAGCUUUCAUAUGUCUACCGCCUAAUUCGACGCACCUCACCCAACCCCUGGAUAUUGCCUAUUUCAGGCCAAUGAAAGUCGCUUGGAGAUCGAUAUUGAAUUCUGUGAAAAGUAAAGAAAGAAGGCAGACAUCCGCAACGCUAAGAAAAGAUGAGUUUCCAGCACUUUUGAACAAACUCUGCUUUGCUCUUGAUGUCAGGGGAGCAAACAACCUAGUUGCAGGAUUUAAAAAAGCAGGACUUGUUCCGCUCAAUAAAGAAGAAGUUCUCAGUAGAUUACCAAGAACUACGAGUCAUGAUGAUUCUGAUGUUAUCAGUGAAAAAUUUCUUGAGAAAAUUUCAGAUUUAAGAUCUUCUGUGGCAAAGGAAACUAAAACAAGAAAGAAGGUUCAGGUAGAACCUGGGAAAAGCGCAUGUGAGGAAGAUGUGGCAAGACUUGAAAAAACGGUUUCAAAAAAAGCUCAAGCAAAUCAAAAUAUUGAAGAUUCAGAUUCAACGGUUGAAAUUGUUUCCUCAGACGAUGAAUGCGAUGAAGCCUCUACUCCUGAAUCAUCCAACUCUCACUCUGUAGUUUCAACUGCUCAUCACUUGCCAUUUGAAGAAUGCAACAUUGGUGAUUAUGUUAUAAUUUCGUAUGAGGGUGAAUUAUACCCUGGAAUUGUCAAAACCCGCACAACUGACGGGUGCGAGGUGAGUGUCAUGGAGAAGUCUGGAUGUAACUGGAGAUGGCCAUUUCGGAAAGAUCAGAUUUUUUACGACUGGAGCAGCAUAAAACGUUGUAUCAGUCCCCCAGAUCUCAUAAAUGCGCGAGGCAUCUAUAAAGUGUCUGAAUUGAACUGAACUGACCUUUUUGCCAUGAUAUCAACUGCUAUGAAUGAAUACAGACAUGUUUAAUUUUGAUUUUUGCAGUGCCAUUAUAAAAUGGCCGAUUUCGUUGAGUGUUCUAAUUUUUUUGGGGUUUCUGUUUUUUUAAAAAGUCUCUGUGGGCCAAAGCCCACUGUAAUAAAUGUUUUCUUUGUCUCAGUAUGGGUACAGCUUAAUUUAUGGGGAGAAAUAGGCACUGGGCCAAAGUGGUACCGAAAUUGCUGGUGACUUUGGCCCACCGUAAAUUAAAAAAAAUAAUAUAGAAAAAACAAAUAUUUUGGUUCAAUGAUUAUGCACGACGUAUACCCCCUCUAAAAUGCAUAGUUUGGACCCGGAAUAGCAAUUCAUAGAUUUUUAAUAUUCGAGAUAUUUUGACUGAAAGACCAAAAAUGGGUCAUAGUCACCCCGCUUUA